GUGGUGGCGAACACUCAUCCCCGAGAAAGAACGCUGCCUCCCCCUCUGUUGCGAUGUGAGUAACGUCCACGUUACGGACGUAAAGGGUUAGAUAACAAACGCAACGUUAGCUUAGUAGCGCGCUAACUAGUGUUAGCAUGACGGGCUGCGGGCAGAGGGGCGAUCAGCUGACCGGUGUUACGGUUGAAAAGGCGACCCUGUUAAAACGGGGUACAGCGGCUACGGUCCAGGCCACAGGGCAGCGACCUUAAGCCACCAGACGGGUUUUUAUUUUUGUUUGAUUCCUAUUAAACCAAAGGAACUGGAAUUGAGCUCUUGUGUUUACCUUCGCGAACGCUGCAAGACAAGCGAGUUCGUGGUUUGGGAACAACACGGCGGGCUCGUCGGGGUUUCGCCACAAUUAAAUAAUAUUUAAAGUCAGCACGGAGGUUAAAAACGUAACUCUCUAUUUAGGGGAUUCAGCUCCCAGCAUAUGUCCUUUUCCUUCUUUACAGAGAGGACAAUGAUACGAACAUGAUCAGGGCCGAUGGCUUCUCAAAAUGCGAGGCAACUCUGCAGGAGAGACGGAGCAGCAGCAGGAGGCCCCCUGCGGAGAUGCUCCAUCUGCUGUCCGCUGUCGUGGUGUGGCUGGUGACGGGAACCACCAUCUCCAGCCUCAACAAAUGGAUAUUCGCCGUGUACAACUUCAGGUACCCUCUGCUGCUGUCAGCGCUGCACAUGCUGACCGCCAUCGUGGUGGACUACGGGCUGAUCAAGCUGCAGGUGAUCCGCCACAAAGGGGCCGCCGACCAGGACCUAACGCCCAGCGCCAAGUGCAAGGUGUUCUUGUUGAGCCUGACGUUCUGCGCCAGCAUUGCUUUCGGAAACAUGGGCCUGAACCACGUCCAGCUGUCCUUCGCGCAAAUGAUCUACACCACCACGCCGCUCUUCACCUUGGCCAUCUCCACGCUGAUCCUGGGCAAGCAGCAUCACAUCCUCAAGUACACGGCCAUGAUGCCCAUCUGCCUCGGGGCCUCCUUCAGCAUCAUGGGAGAAGUCCAGUAUGAUCAGGCCGGCUGCAUCUUUGUGUUCGCGGCGACCAUGUUGAGGGGCGUCAAGUCCAUCCAGCAGAGCAUUCUGCUUCAGGAGGAGAAAAUUGACUCCGUGUUCCUGCUCUACCUGAUGUCCAUUCCUAGCUUCUGCAUCUUGGCCGUGGCCGCCCUGGCCCUGGAGAACUGGGCCCUGCUGGAGUCGCCGCUCCACUACGACCGCCGCCUGUGGCUCUUUAUCCUGCUCAGCUGCCUGGGCUCCGUCAUGUACAACCUGGCCAGCUGCUGCGUCAUCACGCUGACCUCGGCCGUCACCCUGCACAUCCUGGGCAACCUGAGCGUGGUGGGAAACCUGCUGCUGUCCCAGCUGCUCUUCGGCAGCGAGCUGUCGGCCCUGAGCUGCGCCGGCGCCGCGCUGACGCUGUCCGGCAUGCUCAUGUACCAGAACUCGGAGUUCAUCGUCAGCUUCGUGGACGCGCGCCGGGCCAGAGGCGGGAAGCCCGGAGGGGGGGACUUCCCCACCGCGGGCGGGGAGGACUCGGGCGAAGCCGGCGCUCCUGAGCCGACGCGUCGGCGUCAGCGGAGAGCGGACGAGAAGCCGGACGACGAGGCGGACUGAAGAGACGAAUGAUGAUGCGAUGGAUCCUUUUUCUUAAUUUAUUUUUGUUUUACUAUCUUUUAACUUCCUCACUGUGCCGGUUCAUUUCUCCUCGACUCACACAGAGAAGAAGAAAAAGAAGAAGUAGCCUUCUUCUGUCACACGGAUGGACACGUUCUCUCCUUCAUCUGUAGAUCCCUCAUACUUGGCCUUUAGUGGUGUAUAUGCACGCACAAGCACACUCUGAACUGUAUUGGCACUGUCACUCGUACUACACUGUGAAGAUGUCCUGAUUGAUCGACGUGUCAUGGACACCGCGGGCUGCAGGAAGCCUCAAAUCUGAACGGGCACAAUUUGCAUAAAACUAUAUUUAUUAACGGUAGUGUUACGUGACAUUCACCCGGCCCUGUCGUGCUAGGGCACCGGGUUUUGGGCAGCUUCUUUUGUUUUUGUUGGCAUUGAACCAGGAAACUUAAAUAGAGUAAAACAUUUAUUUGGAGGCGGAAGAAGAGAUGCUUCUUUUCCUCGACUGAAGUGCAUUUUUAAAGGCUUGGAUUUUGUUCUCAGACGACUCUCUGAAGAAUUAGUCCAAUUAUUUCAAACUUCUACAACAGGAGCGUCACUGCAGCCUUCCUGGAUAAUUAGGUUCACGGGUUCUCUAAGGAGUGUCACUCGACUAUAGCCGUCUUCUCCCUGUGGACGAGAUGAGGAAAAGGAAGAUUAAGAUGUCCUUUAAGGUUGCUUCUUAAAUCCCAGCCAGUCUCAUCUGUUUAAUGUUCCCUUUCUGUGGGAGACAUUUCAAUCUACAAGAUGAUUAUUUUUGUUCUGUUUUCAAAAAGAUUUAAGCAGGGGAAAAUGUUUCUUUCCGAAUGACCGUAGCAGCAACAGGCAUUUUUGUGCCGUAGCUUUUGGUCCUAGGGUGUCUUGUACAUGCAUACAUGUAUUACUAGUGGGCACACGAUUCUCUCCUGUCUUUCCUUUUCAGAGAAAAGUUGUGUAUAUUAUGCAGAAGACUGCAUGCCGCUGCUCCUGAAAGCAUCUUAAUGAUCCAGGACGUCCGUUACUGUGCACUCCCUCCAUCGUUUAUCCUUUGCCAAAUGUCUGAAAGCUUUUCUUUUGGUCAAACUGUGUCAAAAUACUGGUUGCAGAUGUGAUAAUUUCUCACAUCCAAGCUGUCACUACAAAGCCAUACAUCUUUCUUUUUUUUUUUUUUUCUUUCUCCAUUUAACUUAAAACACUUUACUUUUCCAGAAGAGUAACUUUAUGUAGGAUUGUGCGUUGAAAGAUUUUACUUAACGUUCCAUUUAUAUCAUUUUUCCACUGUGCAUUCAUAAAAUAACACUCCAAAACAUCACGUAUGACCCUAAGAUGCUUUUUUCCCCAUUGCACACAGUCUUUAGAGUGAGGAAGGGAACAAAAAGAAAAUGGGUUUAGGUUGCAGUUCAAUAUUACAAACUCAAUUACAGGUUUUAAGAUUAUGUACAGCGCAUCACUUCAGUCGUUUUACAUUAUUGAAUACCUCCGCUGUUAAAUAGAACUUCUGCCCAUGUGUUCAUUUGUUAUUAACUAUUGGACUGACCGCAGCAUGCGAAUGAUUCAGUCUGUGUUCAGUAAACCGCAGACGUCGACGUGUUUCACUACACAUUGUUGAUUAUUAGGAAAAUGAUAGGAACCCAGUUGUAUCUCAUUUAAACGAUGGCGAGCGAUUUGACAGCUUGUUCUGGUGGAUAAUGCCGAGUUGGUGAAAAGCAACGAAACUGUUGCACUUAAAAGGUAGAAAGAGGCUUCCUGUGUACAUACUGGUUUAGUUGGUUGCAAAGCUAGUUUGGUGUAAAUAGUUGUUUUAUGAUAAUAUAUUUUAUAGUUAUAUGUGGCUGGUUUUAACUAUACUGAUUUUAAAAAAAAAGAAGAAACAUUUGCCUUAUUUGGACAUACUGUAGAUAAGAAAAGAGGGAAUUUAUUUAUCAUUUUAUCAAUUUCUCUUGAUUUAUACUUUGCCAAAAGCGACUGCAGGUGCUUCUUUUCGGGGGCAAACUUAUGGGUGAUUCAUGUACACAUGAUCUGCAAUUGCUUGAAUAAAAAUAUUAAUAAACAAUUACAAUAGUAACCAA
Messenger RNA from Gasterosteus aculeatus aculeatus (three-spined stickleback), 3737 nucleotides. RefSeq names its product solute carrier family 35 member E4 (gene slc35e4). The record is from RefSeq and is a predicted model, not a curated record. Lineage: Eukaryota; Metazoa; Chordata; Actinopteri; Perciformes; Gasterosteidae.